Molecule: messenger RNA, 2058 nt
Organism: Racocetra persica
Lineage: Eukaryota; Fungi; Glomeromycota; Glomeromycetes; Diversisporales; Gigasporaceae
Source: the annotation of a GenBank genome assembly
GAAUAUAAAUCCCAUGGCGGAUAUCCAGUUACUUUAAACGAAUUAUGUUAUUCGUAUAAUCAAGAUAGUGAAACUUAUGAGGGCAAUAAGGGCUUAUCAGUUCUUUAUUGGCCUUAUUUAUUUGGUUAUUUAGCCCGUGCCAAAUGUGAUAUUAACACUAUUAGAGAAGGAACAAAAGGACGCGAUAAGACCCAUUGUUCGGGCGAUUAUCAAACGCUAAUUGAUAUGACAAUAAAAGAUGGUUACAAAGUAUUAAAAAUGAGUGCUACCUUUCCGAAAAUGGAGUUUUCUAUUGAUAGUUCUUUCCCCCGCACAAUUUCUUACACGGAUGGAUUUUUGCCACAAAUGAAUAAAGAAAGCGAUAUUGAGGAAUUUAAAACCAAAUUUGAAGCGGAUUUAAAAAAGGCCGGAGUUUGUUAUGUUUUUUUAGAUGAAACUUUACAAGAUUCUGCUCGCGAUAUAAGUUUUGCGGUGGAAAAUGCCCUAAUUUUCGGUUAUAUUUUAAUUGAUGAUUGCGAGGCUGAACCUACAAGAACGAUAACUUUAGGCUCAGCAGUAAUCAAAGCUUGCUUAGGCAAAAAAAAUAAAGAAAAAUCCAAAUCUGAUACUACGGAUAUUGAAAAUACCAAUUCUUCUUUAAAAGAUCCGGAAUUAUUAAGGAAUGCCUUAGGCUUACCUGGCGAACUGUUUGGCAAGGAACCCGAAGUUAUUUUGGUCGGAUUAAAAACUACCGAUCAUAUAGUAGGACAGACUAAAGAUAAGAGAACUAAGAAUAUUUAUGAUAUUGUGUUUAAUAGUUUUUCCGCUACAGUCAGCAACCAAAAAGAAUUUCCUGAUAAAUUAGAGAUAAAUGAGAGUUUGCCACUAAUCGAAAAUAGUGGAAUAACUAGCGAAGAAGUAAAAAUGAUUCUUAAUGGAAUUGUUAAAAAAGAGUUAGUCAAAGUUCAUGAAGAGGCAAAAAUUGCUUAUAAUCAGAAUAAUGUAGAGUAUGAUAGUGAUAAAAAAGAUGUUUUUGCUAAAGUAGUGGCUCUGUUGCGGUUUAGUUUAGAGGUUAACAUCGCAGUUGAAGGCAAAGAAUUAAAAAUUAUUAAUAUUGUCGAUAAAGAUGACAAAAAACAAAAAUAUGGGAAUAUAAAAGAAAGUAGGCGAAAAGAUUUUCCUAGACUAGCAACCAUUAAAACAUGCAAAGAUCUUGUUGCUCUUUCUACUUAUAGCGAGAGUAAAACUACUAGAGAGUUUAUUACUUUCGAAAGCGAAAUAUUUUUGUGGACUGUGGACUCUACUUUAUUAGCCGAGUUAGAUAAACUAUUGGCCGAAUGGAGAGCAAAUACUCCUCUAACAACUAUAGAAGAGGUUUUAUGUUGGGAGAGAAAUUAUCAACUAUUAAAGAAAUUUGCCAAACGAAAGGUCCGCCGACUUGAAAAUGUUGAAAAAGACAUUGAAAAUCACCAAUAUACUUUUUUUCCUUUAACUCUGAGUAGUCAUCCAGAAGAGAAAGAAAAAAUAAUACCUUUACUCAACAAAAUUUUUGAAGAAUUACCAACCAUCCGCGAUAUUAUUCCUAAAUCUACUCAACUGAAUGAACACGAUUGUGGUGUUUAUCUAAUUAAGUAUAUUGAACAUUUGCUAAAAGAAAAUGGACUUUGGGGUGAUUCUUUGCAAGAUUUUGAAAUUACUCAGCAAGAUAUUAUUGAGUUUCGCAGUAUGGCCAAUGAAGCAAUAAAAGAAGAAAUUCAAAAAUUAAAAGAAAAAUAUGUUAAAUUAGAGGAAAGGAUAAAUAAUAUUUUGUCAGAAAAUGGUGUGGAAAAUGAUAUUAAACUUAGUGAAUUUAUUAACAAUUUGAAAGUUGGAAUUGACCAAAAAGAGGAAAAGAUUGCUCAACUCCAAGAGCAAAUUAAUGAAAACCAAAAAACAGAUGAUGAUAAAAUAGCCAAAUUAAAAAGAGAGUUGGCUCAAAAAGAAAACCAAUUAGCCCAAACCAUCAAAGACUUCCAAGAAAAAGAACAAACUCAAAAACAAGAAUAUUUACAACUUUUAACUAAAAAAGACCAAGGCUGA